ACCAAGUCUACAGCGGCUUGGCUCGGCACAGCCUAGUGGCUGUCUACUUGCUUUCUUCUAGAAAAUGCAGACCCUGUUACCCCCAUAUUACUAAAACAUAGCUCCGGUGGGCGGCCGUAGCGGUGGAGGCGAGCAACACAAGCGAUUACUUGUCGUUGGGAUGACGAACCGGCCUCAUCCAGAAGUCCUCGCAGCCAUACUAGCUUAGCACCAUGCGCUAUCAACUACAGAUGACGCCCCCCUGGCGUUUAUCUGUUUUCCUGGUCGCGUACUAACCAGCUUGGGCAGGCUGUAAUGGCUAAAGACGAUGCCGAGUUUAGCCAUCUUAUACAUCAGACGGGCGAUGAGAAGAUGCCGCUACGGAGGUGGGUGUAUGUGGUUUCUGUCGUGGCUAAAAGGGAAUGCUUCGCAGUUGUCAUUUUCCCACAUUUUCGGCAGUUCCCCAGACUGUCAUAUUCGCCCCCUAUUACCGGUGACCCAGUGGCCCAGUGUAAGGGCACGCUCUCAAAAUCACCUACUGUUUUGGGACAUGACAGUUUCCAAUACAACGCAGUAAUCACUCGCUGCCCCUCUCCUCAUACACCAUCUCCUUCCUCAUCUGUACCUAGUUUCGAGUGCUGUAGCGCUAUCAUGCUGUGGGGGAGACAAGUCAGCAAACCACAUCCCAGGUAUCUUCGUUUGUCGAAUGACCAGACGUCUGCGUUUGCCCAGUCUGUGCCAGAUAGAUUGCUUCACAGCCGGAUAGGGCGGCGCGCUAGUCUUGCCCUUUGAGGCGGCUAUAAUCGGGACGCAGAUUCUAUUUCUGUAUAAGGAAGGCUGCUAGUCCUUGCUUGGCCAAGUGAUGUAGAAGCAGCGAGAUCGUGGGUGCGACGACGGGGAUCAGGCUGUUCUCAUUAUGACGGAGGUCGUGGAAAAUUAUAAAGACACCAUGCCUCCCUAGGCUAUCAUGAAAAGACUCUUGGUGACAUUACAUCAACCAGUUUAUUCAUCAUUCCAUUGUCCCGUUCUAUUCGCAGACCAAGAUGCACUUCUCUACUAUCAUUCCUUCACUCUUCGCCGCCCUGGCUGCUGCUACUCCCUCGGGUAUGGCGGAGAGGCGCACUCUUCACAAGCGUGAUUACUACUCUGGCAACUGGUGUGGUCAAGUUCUCAGCGGAAGCAACUUUACUGAAGUUGAUGCCACCUGGGUCAUGCCAAAGUCCACUCCCACCAAAACCAACCUCGCCAACCAGCCUAUUUACAACUAUCAGUGGGUUGGAAUUGACGGCGCCUCUUCCGACUGCCAAACUAUCCUUCAAGCUGGUACCUAUUACACUCUGAUUAACAAUCAGCCAGCAUAUGGCUUCUGGUACGAGUUUUACCCCGACAACUCUUGGUUACUUUCGGAGCCGACAGUGAACCCUGGUGACUCCGUCUAUGUCAAAGUUACGGCUACCUCGACAACCACUGGCAACGUCUACAUGAAGAACCUUUCUACUGGAAAAGACUUUUCUUACGAUAUGACGGCUCCUUCUGGUUCCCAGCUUUGCCAGUCGACGGCUGAAUGGAUCCAGGAAAACUCUGGUGGUAACCAGAAGCAAUUCGCUCCAUUCUCUACUUUUAGCUUCACCAAUACCCAUGCUACUGAUGGUAAUGGAGUCAACUACAGCCUGACUGGCUCUGAAAAAUGGAUCAUGGAGCCCGGCACACAGGUGCUCUGCACGCCCUCUGCCCUGACCAGCAACUCGGUCAAGAUCAGCUACACGGGUCCUACAAACUAAGUUCUCGUUACUUGCUAACUUUCUAUCAUGCCAGCUAUACUGACUGUCAGAUUUAAUGAGAGCUACUGGUAUUUUAUGGCCAAGUGAGCCAUGGAACGGACACAGAGCAUCGAAGUAGCUGAUUUUUUCCUUUACAUACCAUACAAACUUUUCUUCCCAUGAUUGUCUUCCUAUGUACUUUUUAGUACGGCAUAUUGUGGUGUUCGGCGUUAUCUACUACUCUACAACUCAUAUCUACACAUAAACAGACAUGAACAGAUUUUGCUUCACCACGUCAUAGUCGUGGGCUCGUCUCGGGGCAAUCAGCGCCGACUCGUAGCGUUGCUACCCUCAUCCUGAUAGCCCUGAUAAGUAACAUGUAACAAUGGUGGUUGCAAUCGGGCCGCUAACACGCUACGGCACUUCGCUUCGGGGCUCCCUUUGCUCCACAGCCCCAUCAACUUGACCUGCUUGGCUUGAAAGCCUCGGUCCGCCACGGCUGCGCAGCACAGACCUCGCCACGUUUGGCGCUGC
Messenger RNA from [Torrubiella] hemipterigena, 2273 nucleotides. The record is from the annotation of a GenBank genome assembly. Lineage: Eukaryota; Fungi; Ascomycota; Sordariomycetes; Hypocreales; Clavicipitaceae.